Strongylus vulgaris is the source of this 338-nucleotide messenger RNA. The record is from the annotation of a GenBank genome assembly. Lineage: Eukaryota; Metazoa; Nematoda; Chromadorea; Rhabditida; Strongylidae.
AUGUCUUUUUUGAAAGAUAUAGAGAAACUCGCGCAACCUGUAUUUCAACUGCCUGAUUUAGAAGAUGAAGACAUCGAUGGCACUUCUUCUAAGGCUGUUUCUAAAACCAAAUUUGCUGCUGAUGAUGAAGUAUCUACUUUGAGGAAGAAAGUAAUCGCAUUGGAUGUUGACAACAGUUCAAAAUAUGGCGGGACUAAGAUUUCUCGAGAUGAUAUUUUUGAUGAUUUCUCUGGCAUGGCAGGACUUUCUGAUCAGCCUACCGCAGAAAACGAACAUGAAGACUAUGGUGCUGCUAGUGGUGAGAGUGAUCUGGAUGAGGAAUCUGGUAAGAGUUGAAC